AAAGCCGGCCCAAAAGCUCCCACCUUCACGGAACAACGCACAAACCAUCACCAUUUAUGACUAUCAAAAUACGUACUUUCUCACGUUCUUUCUUCUUACUCAACAAAUUAAAAAUAUCUCACCUUUCCUUUCCUUUCUUUUUUCUUUCUUUCUUUAUUCCUUUCCUUUCCUUGCUGCGCAUUUCACUUCUAACUUCAGGUGUAUAUAUUUGAUUAUCGAUGGAUAUUAAUGAAAUUAUUGGCGAAUCUGCCCUUCCUGUGAAUAAUUUAACAACAAAGAGUGCUAUAUAUGUGUGGGGAUAUAACCAGAGUGGACAAACAGGCAGAAGGGGGAGAGAGCGCCAACUGCGGAUCCCAAAACAGCUCCCUCCCGAGCUCUUUGGCUGCCCUGCUGGUGCUAACUCCCGUUGGUUGGACAUUGCAUGUGGUCGUGAGCACACUGCUGCUGUGGCCUCAGAUGGGUCUCUUUUCACUUGGGGUGCUAAUGAAUUUGGUCAAUUGGGAGAUGGAACUGAGGAGAGCAAGAAACACCCACAGAAAGUAAAUCAGUUGCAGACAGAGUUCGUGAAAUCAGUAUCUUGUGGAGCACAUUGUACUGCUGCUAUUGCAGAACCUCGUGAUAAUGAUGGAACCAUCUCAACAAGUAGACUUUGGGUUUGGGGACAAAAUCAGGGAUCAAACCUUCCUCGUUUAUUCUGGGGGGCCUUUACGCCAUACACGAUUAUCCGUCAAGUGUCCUGUGGGGCAGUUCAUGUGGUGGCUUUAUCGGAAGAUGGCCUACUACAAGCUUGGGGCUACAAUGAAUAUGGUCAACUUGGCAGGGGUUUUACUUGUGACGGAUUACAGAGGCCUCGUGUAAUAAAUGCUUAUGCAAAGUUCCUUGAUGAAGCUCCUGAGAUUGUGAAGAUUACCCAAGUGUCAUGCGGGGAGUACCACACAGCAGCUGUAUCUGCAAAUGGCGAGGUCUAUACUUGGGGCUUCGGAAAUAUGGGUCAACUUGGACACUGUUCCCUUCAGUCUCCGGAUAAAGAGUUAUUGCCAAGGCGAGUGGUUGCCCUUGAUGGAAUUUUUAUAAAGGAGGUUGCAUGUGGUGGUGUGCAUACUUGUGCUCUAACUUCGAAGGGAGCUCUUUAUGCUUGGGGUGGUGGUCAAGCUGGUCAGUUAGGACUUGGCCCCCAAACUGGGUCCUUUUCAUUUAUUCCUAAUGAGUCUGAAACAUACAUCCGUAAUAUGCCGGUUUUAGUUGUACCAAAUGGUGUGCAACUUGUUGCUUGUGGACAUUGUCACACACUUAUAUCUACGAGGGAUGGAAGAAUUCAUGGAUGGGGUUACAAUAGUUAUGGACAGGCAGCUAAUCAGAAAUCUACAUAUGCUUGGUUUCCAUCACCGCUUGAUUGGUGUGUUGGGGAAGUACGAAAACUAGCAGCUGGUGGUGGCCAUUCUGCUGUGUUGACUGAUGCCUGUUCCUUGAAAGAAUUGUGCGAGUUUAGGCUUGCAGAUAGCAUAACUCUAUCUAAUGCUACUGAGAUCAAGGAUGUUGCAUCUCGAACAGGAUCAGAUGCUUUAGCACGCCUUUGUGAAAGAUUGAGGGAGGAGUUGCUUGAUGGUGCUGAUUGCAUUUGGGAAGAUGAUGACAUCUGGAAUGGGAAUUACCAAAGGAACAACUGAACUUAACUUGAUUUGAAGAUCACUAUGCUAAUGUUUAUUUCCUGUUCCCACUUUGUUGCACCUGGAUUAGGACUGUAAAUUAAGAACCAUAUUAUUCAGAUGAUGAAGGAUAAUCCUUCAUCAGUAAUAUCAUUAUGUCAGAAUGUACCUACAUUUGAUCACUUUAAUCAGGAACCUGGUUACAUUGUAUAAACAAAAACUACAGUAUUCUGGUGACAAACUUGUACCAGUAACAAUUUAUUGAAACUUAUACCAACUUUAGUUUUAUGGACA
This is a messenger RNA of Pistacia vera, 1940 nucleotides long. RefSeq names its product ultraviolet-B receptor UVR8. The transcript is spliced from 9 exons. The record is from RefSeq and is a predicted model, not a curated record. Lineage: Eukaryota; Viridiplantae; Streptophyta; Magnoliopsida; Sapindales; Anacardiaceae. The coding region runs from base 219 to 1667 and encodes 482 amino acids.